Molecule: messenger RNA, 1374 nt
Organism: Acanthosepion pharaonis
Lineage: Eukaryota; Metazoa; Mollusca; Cephalopoda; Sepiida; Sepiidae
Source: the annotation of a GenBank genome assembly
AUGGGGCAUACAGAUUUUGAUGGGAUGGCCUUUUACCACAACAGAAUCUCCUCCCUUCAAAAUACACAAUCUCUAUCGGAAGCUUCCCUUUCUCAAAUCCCAAUACCUCCUCAAAAUCCACAUAUGUGCCAUCAAAGGCUCCCCACCACUACAUUAAGUACAUGGUCUCAUCAAAGUUUUCUGCUAUCAGUCUCUGAUAAAUUAUUCUAUUUUCUUUUGGAAUUUUCUCCUCUCUUUUCUUCUGUCUUCCCUCUUUUUUUGUUUCUUUUUCUGUCUAAUAUCUUUUCUUCCCUUUUUCAUUCUAAAUUCAUUUGUUCUUCAUGUUUUUUUCCACUUUUCUUGUUUUCAUCCAUUUUGCCAUUUCAAUCUAUUUUUUCAAUAACUUUCUUUUUUUCAUAUUCACUUUCUCACCUUUUCUAUAAUUUUUAUCUUUUCUCUUUUUCACUUUCUUUUUAUCCUCUCUCUCUCUCUCCUUUUCUCUUAUUCUUUGUCUUUCUCCUUUUCUCUUAUUCUUUGUCUCUCUCUCUUUUUCUCUUAUUCUUUGUCUCUCUCCUUUUCUUUAUUCUUUGUCUCUCUCUUUUUUUUGUCUCUUCUUUUUCUCUUAUUCUUUGUCUCUCUUUUUUUCUCUUUUGUCUCUCUCCUUUUCUCUUAUUCUUUGUCUCUCUCUCUUUUCUCUUAUUCUUUGUCUCUCUCUCUUUUUCUCUUAUUCUUUGUCUCUCUCUCUUUUUCUCUUAUUCUUUGUCUCUCUCCUUUUCUCUUAUUCUUUGUCUCUCUCCUUUUCUCUUAUUCUUUGUCUCUCUCUCUUUUUCUCUUAUUCUUUGUCUCUCUCUCCUUUUCUCUUAUUCUUUGUCUCUCUCUCUUUUUCUCUUAUUCUUUGUCUCUCUCUCUUUUUCUCUUAUUCUUUGUCUUCUCUUUCUCUCUUUGUCUCUCUUUUUCUCUUAUUCUUUGUCUCUCUCUUUUUUCUCUUAUUCUUUGUCUCUCUCUUUUCUCUUUAUUCUUUGUCUCUCUCUCUUUUCUCUUAUUCUUUGUCUCUCUCUUUCUUUUCUUUGUCUCUUAUUUUUCUUUGUCUCUCUCUCUUUUUCUCUUAUUCUUUGUCUCUCUCUCUUUUUCUCUUAUUCUUUGUCUCUCUCCUUUUAUUUUUGUCAUAUUUUGUAUUCCAGACCUUUGGUGUGGGGAGGGGAGUUCCUUUUCCCUUAUUUCUUUUCAAUGAUUUUUAUUAUAUAUUUAACUUAUUUUUCAUUUAAUCUUUUUCUUCCCUUUUUCUGCUUUCUCUCUUCAUCUUUAUUUCAUUGUCUACCUCAUCUCUCUCUCUCUCUCUCUCUCUCUCUCUCACUCUCAAAAUUCCCUCUCUUUUUUUUUCAUCACACAUGCUGA